AUGAAAAUAUUGGAUGUGGCAGCUAAUCGCCCAGCACAGUAUUUAAAAAAGAAGUUUCCAUUAACUAAAGCACAAAUCAAACAUUUAGAGUACAAACAAUUAGGAUCUAUAUUUGAAGUUAAAAAUAAUUCUAAAAACACAAUAUAUAAUGUUGAUUUAGAUCUUGGUAUAUGUUCUUGUCAACAAGGAGAUACAGGGAAACCGUGUAAACACCAAAUGUUUGUAGCAACAGAUCUUAAGAUUGAUCUUUCACUUUGUUUGCCAACCACUGAAAAUGUAAGAAAAAAAUUACAUACAAUUGCUACAGGUAGUACAGAAAUUGAUCCUGGGUGGUACGGAGCACAUAAAAAAAUAAACACUAGUAAUAUUAUGGAAAAAAGUACAAAAACCACAGAUGAACAAGUAUUAUCAAAUAAAUUAGAAAAAACAACAGAUAAUUACUUAACUAAAGAAGGUAGUGAAAUGGUUGAAGUCGCGGGUGAAGUAGAUCAAUUAAAUAGUAAUAUAAACACAGAAGAUGAAUCUCCAAAUGAAAAAAAUAAUGGACUUGAAGUAUUUGAUACAGUUGUUAAAAAAGUAAGGGAAGCAAUAGAGUCAGACCCAAACUACUUUUUACCAGGGAUUAAAGCUAUUAAUUAUUCUUUCAAGAAAAAUAUAAAAACACACGCAGGGCUUCUUUCAGCAAUGAUGACCUUUGGAAAGUAUUCAGGUAUUGAUCCCAGUUCUAAGCGAAUUAAGCUGGUUGGAAAUAAACGGAUUGGGACUCAACCAACUGCCAGGCCUAGGAGAAAAACAGAAAUAGGUGGUAGAAAAAAUUUAACAGCUGGGAGAGUACCCAAAUGGAAACGUGCACCUGAACAUAGUUAUGGACAAGAACCAAAAUCUAGCUGUUUACCUAAGAAACGAAAAUUGUUUAAUCCUGAUGUGAUUCCAACAAAACAAUAUCAAAAUCCUCAUAGUUUAGCACAUUGCACAUUACAAAAUAAAACUUUAGGAACAACUCACUGUAAAAAGUAA
Molecule: messenger RNA, 1017 nt
Organism: Macrosiphum euphorbiae (potato aphid)
Lineage: Eukaryota; Metazoa; Arthropoda; Insecta; Hemiptera; Aphididae
Source: the annotation of a GenBank genome assembly